ACUUAUGGCAUAAUACUAUGUAGAAAGAAGUUGACUAAUUCAUGCAUUUAUCUUAUUAUAUUCUAAUAGACUGUAAGUACCUAACACUGCUUGCGCAGUAUUUUUUGGAUGUGUGCUCUUCUUUGUUGAUAGCAGCCUGUCUUCAUCGAAUGGCAUGUUGGUGGUAGUCAAUGUUGGUGGUGUGCAAACCUACGCACCCUAAGUAGCCGUUAGUCCGGCCCACAGAACAGAGCACAAUUAAUAGAGGUACACCCUGCUAAUUACAAUAACCUUGAAGUUUGUAUAAUAACUACUUGGUCUGCAUUAUCACAUCAGUCUCUAAGCGAUUGCAAUAGGCGCUAUGUUUCUUAACGUGUGGCACAAUGUGGUUUGGAAUUGUUUAGCCUAGGUCUCUGCAACUUCCUGCCUGGGUUGUAUACUACGCUGCCUGCCUCGCCAGAAUAGCCGCUUCCAUUAACGGUGUCGUGCUGCCGACUCUAUGGCUGUUGUUCCUAGUUUAGACCUACAUAUGUGGUAACCAUUUUUAUUUUUACUAAACCAAAAUCUCGUUGUUGUUUGAUAAAAACAAUCAUAAAAUCACUAUAAGCCUGAGGUAGAACUCUUAAUUACUGCAUAAGUACGCACAUUUACUAAAUGUUGACCAAGACUUAUUAUGAAUGACUUAUAAGCAAAGUAGCCAGCAUAGUUAAGCGUUACCAACUAAGACAAUCGAUCAAAUCACCACUUUUUAGCAUGACUGUGUAGGUAACAGUUUGUUGGAUGUGUGUUUUUAUCUGUUUUGCCAGAACUUGAAAUUGAUGGUGAAAGUACUUCUUGCUGAGUUGGAGUUUGGGGGCACCUAACAAAAAGCAUUCCUGUUGCAUCGGAAAUUUUGCUUGGUAUUAUUUUUCGAUAUUUAACUUCAUAGAUAUUAGAUAAUGCACAUUAUUAGAUGUGAUAAUAAUUUAAUGCCUUAAUUUCCUAACCAUUUUUCGAACCAACAAUACUGUUUAGCUAGGUAUCACUGGUUGAUCGAUGUACGACGCUCGCCUGUCCUCUUCUGCCACAUCAUCACCAAGUCUCCACUCACUAUGAGUGCUGGUCUGAGGGCCUGCUGCCUGCCACAGCCCUCCUGCAGGCCACCAAGCUGCUGCCCUGUCUCAGCUUGCGCGACGGUUGCUGCCAGUCACAACCUGUCGCUGACCACUGCUGCCCCGCACAGUGCGUCCGGCCGGGGCCUGCUGCCUUGUCACAGCCCCACGCAUAGACCAUUAAAGCUGCUGCCUUGUCACAGCUUAGGGCUCGGUUGCUGCCUUGUCACAACCGGCCCGGACUGGGGUUGCUGCCUUGUCACAGCCCCAGUCGCCGAGGCUCCACCGGCUGCCGACGCCUCCUGGCUCGCAGUCUCCACCAGCUGCCGACGCCUCCUGGCUCGCAGUCUCCGCCAGCUGCCGACGCCUCCUGGCUCGCAGUCUCCGCCAGCUGCCGACGCCUCCUGGCUCGCAGUCUCCGGCUGCCGACGCCUCCUGGCUCGCAGUCUCCGCCGGCUGCCGACGCCUCCUGGCUCGCAGUCUCCGGCUGCUGCCGACGCCUCCUGGCUCGCAGUCUCCGGCUGCCGACGCCUCCUCGCUCGCAGUCUCCGCCAGCUGCCGACGCCUCCUCGCUCGCAGUCUCCGGCUGCUGCCGACGCCUCCUGGCUCGCAGUCUCCGGCAGCCGACGCCUCCUGGCUCGCAGUCUCCGCCAGCUGCCGACGCCUCCUGGCUCGCAGUCUCCGGCUGCUGCCGACGCCUCCUGGCUCGCAGUCUUCGGCAGCCGACGCCUCCUGGCUCGCAGUCUCCGGCUGCCGACGCCUCCUGGCUCGCAGUCUCGUGGUCUUCCCGGGGCAGCAGAAGUUCGACGAGGCAUUUUAUUUUUCGUAAGGAUAUCGGCGGCUUACACUUGGCAAAUUCGAAGUCUCCUCGGCGCACUCAGUCUCCGCGGGCUGCCGACGCCUCCUGGCUCGCUGUCUCCGGCUGCCGACGCCUCCUGGCUCGCAGUCUACGGGCCUCGCUCCGGCUACCGACGCCUCCUGGCUCGCAGUCACCGGCUGUCGACGCCUCCUGGCUCGCAGUCUCCACCUGCUGACGACGUCUCCUGGCUCGCAGCCUCCGCCAGCUGCCGACGCCUCCUGGCUCGCAGUCUCCGGCUGCCGACGCCUCCUGGCUCGCAGUCUCCGCCGGCUGCCGACGCCUCCUGGCUCGCAGUCUCCGGCUGCUGCCGACGCCUCCUGGCUCGCAGUCUCCGGCUGCCGACGCCUCCUGGCUCGCAGUCUCCGCCAGCUGCCGACGCCUCCUCGCUCGCAGUCUCCGGCUGCUGCCGACGCCUCCUGGCUCGCAGUCUCCGGCAGCCGACGCCUCCUGGCUCGCAGUCUCCGCCAGCUGCCGACGCCUCCUGGCUCGCAGUCUCCGGCUGCUGCCGACGCCUCCUGGCUCGCAGUCUUCGGCAGCCGACGCCUCCUGGCUCGCAGUCUCCGGCUGCCGACGCCUCCUGGCUCGCAGUCUCGUGGUCUUCCCGGGGCAGCAGAAGUUCGACGAGGCAUUUUAUUUUUCGUAAGGAUAUCGGCGGCUUGCACUUGGCAAAUUCGAAGUCUCCUCGGCUCACUCAGUCUCCGGCAGCUGCCGACGGCUCCCGCCUCGAAGUCUCCUGGGCUCUCUCCGGCUGCCGACGGCUCCUGCCUCGCAGUCUUCGCCAGCUGCCGACGGUUCCCGCCUCGCAGUCUCCUGGGCUCUCUACGGCUGCCGACGGCUCCCGCCUCGCAGUCUCCUGGGCUCUCUCCGGCUGCCGACGGCUCCCGCCUCGCAGUCUCCUGGGCUCUCUCCGGCUGCCGACGGCUCCCGCCUCGCAGUCUCCUGGGCUCUCCCCGGCUGCCGACGGCUCCCGCCUCGCAGUCUCCUGGGCUCUCUCCGGCUGCCGACGGCUCCCGCCUCGCAGUCUCCCGGGCUCUCUCCGGAUGCCGACGGCUCCUGCCUCGCAGUCUUCGCCAGCUGCCGACGGUUCCCGCCUCGCAGUCUCCUGGGCUCUCUCCGGCUGCCGACGGCUCCCGCCUCGCAGUCUCCUGGGCUCUCUCCGGCUGCCGACGGCUCCCGCCUCACAGUCUCCUGGGCUCUCUCCGGCUGCCGACGGCUCCCGCCUCGCAGUCUCCUGGGCUCUCUCCGGCUGCCGACGGCUCCCGCCUCGAAGUCUCCUGGGCUCUCUCCGGCUGCCGACGGCUCCCACCUUGCAGUCUCCUGGGCUCUCUCCGGUUGCCGCCGGCUCCCGCCUCGCAGGCUACUCAGUAGUUCAUGCUCAACUAUCAAUUUGUCUUUAUCCAAGGUUCUGCGGCUUCAGCUUGACAACACCUCGGCCAUCCUCAGUGUUGCUUCGUAGUCUCCGGUCCUACUACACAGUCUACGGUCCUGCCACGCAUUCUCCGGUCCUGCCACGCAUUCUCCGGUCCUGCCACGCAGUCUCCACUCCUGCCACGCAGUCUACGGCCCUGCCACGCAGUCUCCACUCUUGCCACGCAUUCUCCGGUCCUGCCACGCAGUCUCCACUCCUGCCACGCAGUCCCCAUCCCUGCCAGGCAGUCUACGGCCCCGCAACGCAGUCUCCGGUCCUGCCACGCAGUCUCCACUCCGGUCCUGCCACGCAGUCUCCACUCCGGUCCUGCCACGCAGUCUCCGGUCCUGCCCCGCAGUCUCCACUCCGGUCCUGCCACGCAGUCUCCACUCCGGUCCUGCCCGGCAGUCUCCACUCCGGUCCUGCCCCGCAGUCUCCACUCCGGUCCUGCCACGCAGUCUCCACUCCGGUCCUGUCAUGCAGUCUCCACUCCGGUCCUGCCACGCAGUCUCCACUCCGGUCCUGCCCGGCAGUCUCCACUCCGGUCCUGCCACGCAGUCUCCACUCCGGUCCUGCCACGCAGUCUCCACUCCGGUCCUGCCACGCAGUCUCCACUCCGGUCCUGUCAUGCAGUCUCCACUCCGGUCCUGCCACGCUGUCUCCGGUCCUGCCGCACGAAGUUCUUCAGGGCCACUGUCUUCAGCCACGGAAUGUAAGGUAUCCCUGUGUAACCAAUCGAUAUGUUCUGUUCAUAUUCUUACAUGUGGAAGAGCCAGUCAGCGAUGCGAUCAUCAUGCUGAUUCCUGAACUAAAUGGAAACUUUUCGGUAACUUGAACGACAGUCGAGCAACGCGUAAGAUUACUAAGAUUAUUUAUGGCAUAGCGUAGUAGGUAGGUCGUGUGCUUUAUGCGUUAACCAUACCUCUUACAGGAACCGACAAACGACUUGGUAUGUAACGUCAUUCUAUUGAAAAUGCGCAUUUACUUGCCCACUAACUACGGUACAUAAUUUCUGGUUUGUUGUUUUCUUUGUGCACUUGUUUAGCUAGAUGAGAUUCGGAUUUUAUUCAGCCAGUAGCGAAGCUUGUGGAUUGGAUAGACAUUUGAAUGGAAACUGGCACAAGGAUAAUGUGGCGUGAGAAAAGCAUAGAAGUAACGGAAUGUGACUAGCAGCUAUUGAAUGGCACCACUCAAUACUUUAAACACCAUGGAACUAAACUACGCAUGUGACUAGAAUUCUAAUAGUGCAAGGUGGUCUAAACCCAGGCUGCAAUUAUGUAAGUGCUUUUAGUUUUUUCUCUUUUUGAUUGGGAUGGUUUAUUCGUGUUUAACUAAAUACGUAUAUGUUAUUGAAUGCUAUUUGGUGCGGCGUAAUAUUCUUACAUUACAGACGAAUUAGAUACAUCAAAAUGUGAGUACUAUCUUUGUGCAAAAUUUAAGCAGUAGGUAGGUUUAUAUCAUAUUAUUUUCAGACACCGAUCGCAUAGAGUAAGUGGCAAUUUUAUAGAAUUUCUGAUAAUACCUACCUUUCUAACUCACAACGAGCAUGUGAAUAAGUAUUUGUUAGUCGGUAAUAUUAGCGAAUGUGUUAUUAUGCACAGCAUGUUUCAGGCAGGUAGGGUUAUACUAUUUUUAAGUUCCAGGUACCAAAAUAAACCUCGUGGAUACGGCCAAGUCAAAUUAAAUUUACGUGAUAAAACAAAAAACUGGUGUCGACCAAUAUUCAAAGGUGACAUUAAAUCAAAAUAAAGUAGGGAUAACUAUGCUUGAAUUACAGACAAAGCGAGUAGAACGAAAGGACAAACCGCUCUAAUUUAAGUUACCGCACUACCCGACCCGAAAAGGUAUCAUAUAUUUUUUUCAGUCAUAUAGUGUAUAUGCAAAUGCGUGAUGCUGUCUAUGAGACAGGUGGUAGGGUUUUAAAUUAUUUAAGUUUCAGACGUACAUAGAAAUCAACAGGGAUCAGCGUAAAGCGAGAUAAUCUUAAGAGCGAAGGCGAAAUACAAGGUACGGAUCGUAAUGCGUUGUUACAGAAUCGUCAAUUUCAAAAGAUCCGUGGGUGUACAGACCACAAAGUUAUGCCCUAAAACUAUGAUAAGUACCUACGUACUACGGAGGCUAAAGAAUGGUAGGGGGUUUGACUAUGCUUAAUUUACAGGACAAAGCUGUUGUGAAAAUGAGCUGCCUUAUGAUAAAUGGCACUAGAACUACGGAGGCUAAAGAAUGGUAGGGGGUUUGACUAUGCUUAAGUUACAGGACAAAGCUGUUGUGAAAAUGAGCUGCCUUAUGAUAAAUGGCACUAGAACUACGGAGGCUAAAGAAUGGUAGGGGGUUUGACUAUGCUUAAGUUACAGGACAAAGCUGUUGUGAAAAUGAGCUGCCUUAUGAUAAAUGGCACUAGAACUACGGAGGCUAAAGAAUGGUAGGGGGUUUGACUAUGCUUAAUUUACAGGACAAAGCUGUUGUGAAAAUGAGCUGCCUUAUGAUAAAUGGCACUAGAACUACGGAGGCUAAAGAAUGGUAGGGGGUUUGACUAUGCUUAAGUUACAGGACAAAGCUGUUGUGAAAAUGAGCUGCCUUAUGAUAAAUGGCACUAGAACUACGGAGGCUAAAGAAUGGUAGGGGGUUUGACUAUGCUUAAGUUACAGGACAAAGCUGUUGUGAAAAUGAGCUGCCUUAUGAUAAAUGGCACUAGAACUACGGAGGCUAAAGAAUGGUAGGGGGUUUGACUAUGCUUAAGUUACAGGACAAAGCUGUUGUGAAAAUGAGCUGCCUUAUGAUAAAUGGCACUAGAACUACGGAGGCUAAAGAAUGGUAGGGGGUUUGACUAUGCUUAAGUUACAGGACAAAGCUGUUGUGAAAAUGAGCUGCCUUAUGAUAAAUGGCACUAGAACUACGGAGGCUAAAGAAUGGUAGGGGGUUUGACUAUGCUUAAGUUACAGGACAAAGCUGUUGUGAAAAUGAGCUGCCUUAUGAUAAAUGGCACUAGAACUACGGAGGCUAAAGAAUGGUAGGGGGUUUGACUAUGCUUAAGUUACAGGACAAAGCUGUUGUGAAAAUGAGCUGCCUUAUGAUAAAUGGCACUAGAACUACGGAGGCUAAAGAAUGGUAGGGGGUUUGACUAUGCUUAAUUUACAGGACAAAGCUGUUGUGAAAAUGAGCUGCCUUAUGAUAAAUGGCACUAGAACUACGGAGGCUAAAGAAUGGUAGGGGGUUUGACUAUGCUUAAGUUACAGGACAAAGCUGUUGUGAAAAUGAGCUGCCUUAUGAUAAAUGGCACUAGAACUACGGAGGCUAAAGAAUGGUAGGGGGUUUGACUAUGCUUAAGUUACAGGACAAAGCUGUUGUGAAAAUGAGCUGCCUUAUGAUAAAUGGCACUAGAACUACGGAGGCUAAAGAAUGGUAGGGGGUUUGACUAUGCUUAAGUUACAGGACAAAGCUGUUGUGAAAAUGAGCUGCCUUAUGAUAAAUGGCACUAGAACUACGGAGGCUAAAGAAUGGUAGGGGGUUUGACUAUGCUUAAGUUACAGGACAAAGCUGUUGUGAAAAUGAGCUGCCUUAUGAUAAAUGGCACUAGAACUACGGAGGCUAAAGAAUGGUAGGGGGUUUGACUAUGCUUAAGUUACAGGACAAAGCUGUUGUGAAAAUGAGCUGCCUUAUGAUAAAUGGCACUAGAACUACGGAGGCUAAAGAAUGGUAGGGGGUUUGACUAUGCUUAAGUUACAGGACAAAGCUGUUGUGAAAAUGAGCUGCCUUAUGAUAAAUGGCACUAGAAGUACCUAUCUACCUGCCGAGAAAGGUAUUGAAUUUCGGAUUGCAUUGUUUGUUUGAAUCAAGUUUUGCAUGUAAUAUGUAGGUACACACACGCAUUGACGUUAUUUCUAUGGAAAAGAGCGAUGAACACGAUAGGCGAUGACUAUGCUUGAUUUACAGAUAGCAUGUAAAACUAAAAGAAGGUGGCAGCUGAACUAAUUUCUACCAUCGCAUAUGAGUCUGUGGAAAGGUACCGUAAUUCGAAUAGUUACAUACGUAUGUGCUGUAUUGUUAACACUAGAUAGAUAGUUUGGUGCUAGAUAACAAUAAUUAAUACCUGAAGUGAUAACUAAUAACCAAAAGGUAUAUUUCCUAAUAAGCUGAUUAAACGAAUGUGGUAUGAUGAUGCAUAGAAUAUGCAGACGCGUAGGGCAUUACUAUGCUUAAGUUUCAGGUAUUACAUAGAAAAUCACCACGACAGUAUUUAUAGUUCAAGACCGAGAAACGACAGCGUAACCAACCAAAGGUACGAAAAAUUGUGAAAUAAGCGGAGCAGUAGGCAUAACUAUGCUUGACUUACAGAAUAAGAAAGCGACCCGAGUUGCAUCGAAAGCCAAACAGGAGUAAUUUAAGUUAUAAUAAUGUAUCUAUUAACGCCAGAUAACAGGUAUCGUACCUAGAUCAUAGAAUAUUUAAAAUUAUCGAGAGGAUGGCGGUAGGGGUUUACAAUAUUUAAGUUUCAGGAGAACAAACAAAUCACCGCUGAUCAGGGUAGACCCAAGCAAAUACAAGGUACGAAAUUGUAAUAACGUUGUUACAGAGCCUCCUUUUCAAUGGAUCCGCGAGUUGACAGAAACUAUGUACAUCAAUUUAUAAAAGUAUCAAAAGCACGGAUACCAAAGAACGGUAGGGCGAUUGACUAAUGCUUACGUUACAGGUUAAAGCUGUUAUGAAAGUUACCUGCCUAAAGAUAAGUGAACAUUACAAGCACAUGUCUGGAAAGGUAGAAUUUUAGAUUGCAUUCAAUUAUCAAGUUCGGUUUUGCAUGUAAUGUGUACCCAGUGAUGUUAUGUCGAUGGAGAAAAACGACGGCACGAUAGGCCAUUACUAUGCUUGACUUACAGAUAGUACCUACGUAAAAUUUAGAGCAUCGAGAUCAAAUCACAGUAGCAGCAGAAUUAAUUUCAACUACACUGUCGAAGCACAUAGUAAAGGUAUUGUAAUGUAUUCGGUAACUUUAUCAACUUUAUACAUAUAAUGCUAGAUGCAAAUAACAUGAAACAUGGUGACGCAAAUGAGUGGCCAAAGGUAUGGAAGCUAAUUUAAAUAAUUUCGAAUGCGACGGGGACGGUAGGAGAUUAUUGUGCUUAAGUUACAGAUACCUACAUAAACGGCUACACGAAACGUACAAGUCAAUCGUCAGAGGAGUUUACCAUCUACAUAAAAUAAGACGGUAUCGUACCCGAUAAAUUAUCUAAGCGUUUGAAGGGCUGGAGGGGUUAACUGUGCAUAAGUUUCAGGAAUCAAUAAUGAGCAAAAGUCCUGCAAGGCGUGAUCAGUAUAAACCGACCGCUGAAAGGUAGUUGCAGAUUAUAAUAUUUAUUUCAGUACCCCGUGAUUGCUUGCUUUGGUUGUUUAUGGCAUGUACGAUGACACGAUUUGGCAUUACGCACUAGUUAUAACUUAGACCGAGUAUUGAGAACUAAUAUAGCCACAACAAGAAAAGGUAUUACCUACUUCCAAUAAAAUCUUACAGGAUACCAUGAUGACAUUGAUCCAUCUAAAAUUUAGACAAACGAAAGGUAAAUAAAUAGUGCGAAGAAAUAUGAACGGCGUGUAAUAAAAAAUUGGAUCUAACCGGUUGUUUCAGAAAAAUCUAGAUAUAUACCUACGUACGGAAGGAGUAGCAGUAACUUGCUAAUGUGCAUAUAAUGUAGAGAUAAAAUGCGCGAAAGAAGUUAGGAAAGACUAUUGGAGUCACCUGUAGUUCUUUCAGAUUUCUACUGAACUGUAAGUAAAUAAAGGCACUUUUUGAACAUUUCCGAUCAACAUGAUCAAUAAAAUGGUAGUAUAAAAUCCCAACCAAGGACGGACCAUGAAAAUAUGAAUGGUAUGGAAUGUAAUAGUUAUUUCAGGAUUGUUUGCCAACUGAGAAAAAAAUUGUAAGUACCUAACAUAAUAAGGAAUAAAUAAGGAGAAAACAAAAUCG
Messenger RNA from Plutella xylostella (diamondback moth), 9299 nucleotides. The record is from RefSeq and is a predicted model, not a curated record. NCBI's taxonomy places the organism in Eukaryota, Metazoa, Arthropoda, Insecta, Lepidoptera, Plutellidae.